Messenger RNA from Teleopsis dalmanni, 492 nucleotides. Its product is annotated as C-type lectin 37Da-like. NCBI's taxonomy places the organism in Eukaryota, Metazoa, Arthropoda, Insecta, Diptera, Diopsidae. Gene Ontology annotation, biological process: biological process involved in interspecies interaction between organisms. The transcript is spliced from 3 exons. Bases 1 to 492 code for a protein of 163 amino acids. Gene Ontology annotation, molecular function: carbohydrate binding. Gene Ontology annotation, cellular component: external side of plasma membrane. The record is from RefSeq and is a predicted model, not a curated record.
AUGAUUUCAAUGCAAAUAGCUUUGUGUAUUCUUCUACUCAAUAUAUUUUUCGGAUUUUCUAAAACCGAUGAUACUUGCUUAGGAGAGCAACGCUUUGAAUCCUUUACGAAAAUUGGCCACUACUACUAUUAUAUAGAACAAACAAAUGUGGUUAAUUGGCAUAAAGCAGUUGAUACAUGUCGCAGAAUGGGUGCGAAUUUAGCUACAAUAAGAUAUGACGACCAAAUAAAUUCAUUAUCAAAUUAUUUGCUGUGUAAAGAAUACGGAAAUUUUUAUUGGAUCGCUGGUAAUGAUUUAGCUAAACACGGAAAUUUCUAUUGGAUUAGUAAUGGUAGAAGAAUGACAUAUGCUAAAUGGAGUGCUGGUGAACCGAAUAAUUUUAUGGGUAAUGAACAUUGCGUUCAUUUAAUGAUAAGAAAUAGUGAAUAUGGUAUGAAUAACAAUGAAUGUACAAAUCUUGCACACUUUAUAUGUCAAGCCCCUGAACCUUAA